UUUUCAUACUAAUCGAACACAGACUGUGACUCCACACCGCUCGAUGCGUCUGGCACGUCGUCUCUGUUUGUUACUUCAGCCUGGCUGCAUACAGACGUGUUUCUGUGCGACGUGGAGGCAUAUCUCCUCGGCUAAGACAACACAUUCAAAAUGACAGUACUACCUCACCUUAGUUAAAAAACAACUGGAACGGUAGUUUGCGAUGGGCAUAAUUCAAAGCUCAAUAGUACCCGACGGGGGGACAAGUGGAUACCAUGUCCAUGGGAUCCAAGAGAACUCCCCUGCACACCAUGCUGGUUUGGAGCCAUUCUUUGACUUCAUCCUAUCAAUAGGAAACACCAGCCUGAACAGAGAGAAUGACCUGCUGAAGGCCCUUCUGAAGGCCAACGUGGAGAAGGCAGUGAGGCUGGAGGUGUGGAGCACCAAGGCUCUUCGGGUCAGAGAGCUGGAGGUGGUUCCUAGCAACAUGUGGGGGGGUCAGGGGCUCCUGGGGGCUUCUGUACGCCUCUGCAGCUUCCAGGGAGCCCAUGAGAAGGUCUGGCACAUCCUGGAUGUGGAAUCUAAUUCCCCAGCAGCGUUGGCUGGCUUGCAGGCACACCAAGACUUCAUUGUUGGAGCAGACCAGGUGUUGCCAGAUUCUGAGGACUUGUUCACCCUGAUCGAGAGCAACGAGGGCAAGCCUCUGAAGCUGCUGGUCUACAACACUGGGACAGACCUCUGUAGAGAGCUGGUGGUUACCCCCAAUGGAGCCUGGGGCGGAGAGGGCAGCUUAGGUUGUGGUAUUGGAUUCGGCUACUUGCACCGAAUCCCAAGCCGUCCUGUUAACCUGAACAGCCAUGGGGCCCGUCCUUUACCUGAUGACAACAGCAGAACCCGAGAGAUCCCCCCUGGCCACCACACUGAGCCGGGUGAAGGAGUGUUGGGUCCGCAUCAGCCCAUCCAGGUCCCCUCUAUACAUCUACCUCCUCCCAUCCAGAGAAUCAUGGACCCAGAUUCCUCCAGUAUCUCUGAGGCUCUGACACCUGACCUAUCAGAGAUGGUCUCCUCCAUUGACAUGGGUCACAUGACCAAGGACGUGUCCAUGCUAGCCAAUGACGGGGAUGUCUCCUGUCGUCAACACCACCCCAACCCCCAAGACCUGACGUCCCCUCCCUCUGGUGGAGCCGCCACAGGGGACCUGAUCAGUCAUGGCCCUGUCUGACACUGCUACAUCACUGGACCAGGGGGUU
Oncorhynchus keta (chum salmon) is the source of this 1229-nucleotide messenger RNA. Its product is annotated as Golgi reassembly-stacking protein 1-like. Gene Ontology annotation, molecular function: protein binding. Gene Ontology annotation, cellular component: Golgi apparatus. The record is from RefSeq and is a predicted model, not a curated record. The coding region runs from base 203 to 1201 and encodes 332 amino acids. The transcript has 8 exons. Lineage: Eukaryota; Metazoa; Chordata; Actinopteri; Salmoniformes; Salmonidae. Gene Ontology annotation, biological process: Golgi organization.